GGAAUAACAGAACAAACAGACACACUCACUCUCUGCUCGUCUGUCAGUUAUGUUAUCCUUGGCCGCCCUCUCGCUGCGUCUCCGGGUCUCCGGUUGCCAAGGAGGCAGGCGCUCCAUGGCAACUGUCGUCUCCGGAAACAAAACGUCCAAGUUGGUGAGGGAGCGGCUGCAGAUUGAGGUGGAGAAGAUGUCGAGUCGGUUCUCCGGGUUCAGACCUGGUCUGGUGGUCCUCCAGGUUGGAGACAGAGACGACUCUAAUCUGUACAUCAGCACCAAACUGAAGGCUGCAGCCCAGAUUGGAAUCGAUGCGAAACACCUGAGACUGCCGAAGACAGCAACACAGGAGGAGGUCCUGCAGAGAAUCCUGUCCAUCAAUGAGAACUCGUCUGUCCACGGUCUGAUCGUCCAGCUUCCUCUGGACUCUGUGAACUCCAUGGACACUGAACUCAUCACCAAUGCCGUCUCUCCAGAGAAAGACGUGGACGGUCUGAGCUGUAUUAAUGCAGGGAAGUUGUCUCGAGGUGAUCUGAAAGACUGUUUCAUCCCCUGCACCCCCAACGGCUGCAUGGAGCUCAUCAGACAGACAGGCGUGUCUGUGAUGGGGAAACACGCGGUUGUGAUUGGUCGCAGUAAGAUCGUUGGAGCACCAAUGCAUGACCUGCUGCUGUGGAACCACGCCACUGUGACCACCUGUCACUCAAAGACCCCGGACCUACCUGAACAGGUGGGCCGGGCUGAUAUCCUGGUGGUGGGGAUGGGCCGAGCGGAGAUGGUGAGAGGAGAGUGGGUGAAGGAGGGAGCUGUGGUCAUCGACUGUGGAAUCAACCACAUACCAGAUGAGACGAAGGCGAGUGGUAAACGGGUCGUCGGAGACGUCCACUACGCCUCAGCCAAUCAGAGAGCGGGAUUCAUCACACCUGUUCCAGGAGGGGUGGGGCCGAUGACAGUGGCCAUGCUCAUGGAGAACACGGUGCAGAGCGCUCAGCGGUUCCUCCUGAAGAACCAGCUGAGGAGGUGAAACUCUGCAGGAACUCUGAAGGUAAAAGGCGUGAACAGGUAGACAGUCUGACUUCAGGGUAACACUGUGCUCUCGCAGCUCUUCGACCUUUAAACUGGACUGACUGAGGCCGUCGUCAUGGCAACAGCAGCAGAGACGUCUCCUGCUGGAGUCAACAGGAACUGAUCAAAUAAUGUGAUCAAUGUAUUGAUUAUUGACUCAAUCAGUGUUUCAAAUCAUUAAUGGAUCAUUAAUCUGAUAUAAAGAAUAGUAAUUUUUUUUAGAGUUUAUUAGUUUAUUUGGUUUCCUGUUUACAGUCCUGACGAUCAAUAAAGUUUGAGCUUCUUCAAACAUCCGAACAUAAAGAUUUAAUUUGUAUAUUUAUGUUUUUAUUCAGGGAACAGACUUCAAGUUCAAAAGGUCAAAAACAGCAGAUUAAAAAAAGAACAUUAAAUGAAAAGAAAUAAAUUAUUAAUAAUAAUAAUAAUAAUAAAUUAAUUAAAUAAUUCCAAUAAUCAGUAAUAUUUCACUCAUAAAACCGUCACCAGUAUUAAAACAUUCUCUGAAAAAUCUGCUGAAAAAACAACCAGCAGAAAAAAGUAGAUUGAAGUGAACAUAUUAUUGAUCUCUAUUAUUAUAACUAAUUAUAGAAUUGAUUGAUUAUAGAGAUAUAAAAUCUAUAUGGUGCUGAUUUGUUGUAAUUGUGUAAAUCUCUUUAUAACGUGGUGCUCUACAAAUAAAGUUUAUUAUAUGUUAAUGUCAAACUAAAAACAUUUCGUCGUGUCGUCUUCCUCUGCUGUUGGGAGAUAAUCAGGCGUUUGAUUGACAGCUGUGUGACGUCAUCAGCGCUUGAGUCACUAAUUAAGUUGAUUGACGAGUGUGACCGUCGUUUUAAUUGAUUCCUGAAAUAACUGCGAGACGGCGGAGGAGUGUGAAUAUUCUCUGUCACGUUUCAUUUAUUUCUUUAAUAACUUCAUGUUUCAUUCAUCAAUCAGUGUUAUCAAUACAGCUCCAUCUGUUAUCAACUGCUUGUGAUUCUGAAGGAUGUAAAAUGGUUUUAUGAAGAUGUUUAAACACUCAGAAUAUAUUUGUAUCAUAAUAAUUAAAAUAUAUUUUAUGCAAACACUCAAA
Molecule: messenger RNA, 2128 nt
Organism: Sebastes umbrosus (honeycomb rockfish)
Lineage: Eukaryota; Metazoa; Chordata; Actinopteri; Perciformes; Sebastidae
Gene: mthfd1a
Product: methylenetetrahydrofolate dehydrogenase (NADP+ dependent) 1a, methenyltetrahydrofolate cyclohydrolase, formyltetrahydrofolate synthetase
Exons: 12
Coding region: 50-1018 (322 amino acids)
Biological process (GO): tetrahydrofolate interconversion
Cellular component (GO): cytosol
Molecular function (GO): methylenetetrahydrofolate dehydrogenase (NADP+) activity; methenyltetrahydrofolate cyclohydrolase activity
Source: RefSeq, a predicted model, not a curated record